Messenger RNA from Jaculus jaculus (lesser Egyptian jerboa), 2945 nucleotides. It is a transcript of the gene Slain1, whose product is annotated as SLAIN motif family member 1. The record is from RefSeq and is a predicted model, not a curated record. Lineage: Eukaryota; Metazoa; Chordata; Mammalia; Rodentia; Dipodidae. Gene Ontology annotation, cellular component: microtubule plus-end. Gene Ontology annotation, biological process: microtubule nucleation; cytoplasmic microtubule organization; positive regulation of microtubule polymerization. Bases 24 to 1922 code for a protein of 632 amino acids. The transcript has 9 exons.
AGGGGAGGGGGCUGUCCCCCGCGAUGAUGGCGGAGCAGGUGAAAUGCGCGUCUCCGGGACCCGGCGCGGGGCCGGUGGUGAACGCGGAGCUGGAGGUGAAGAAGCUGCAGGAGCUCGUGCGCAAGCUGGAGCAGCAGAACGAGCAGCUGCGCAGCCGGGCGGCCAGCGCGGCCUCCGCCGCCCCGCACCUGCUGCUGCUGCAGCCGCCCGCGCCGCCGCCGCCGCCCUCCGCGCCGCCCUCCGCGCCGCCCGCCGCCGCCGCCGCCGGGGCCUGCAGCCCGCUCGGACCGCGCAGCCCCCCGGCCGCCGCCGCCGCCCUCGGCCCCGCCGGCGGGGCUGCGGGAGGCUCCGGGCCCGCGUUCCCCGCCGCCUUCUGCCUGCCCAGCCCCGCGCCCUCCCUGCUCUGCAGCCUGGCGCAGCCCUCCGAGGCGCCCUUCGUCUACUUCAAGCCGGCCACCGCCUUCUUCGGCGGCGGCGCAGCCGAGCCCGGGCUCGCGGCGACGACAGCGCCCGGGGAAGCCGCCGUGCCGCCCUCGCCGCCCCCCACGCUGCUGGAUGAGGUGGAGCCGCUGGACCUGGACGGUGUCGCCGCCUGGAGGGACGAGGACGACGACACCUGGUUAUACGUUGGCUCUUCAAAGACAUUCACCUCAUCCGAGAAAUCCCUGAGUCCUUUGCAGUGGUGUAGACGUGUCCUAGAUAACCCGACUCCUGAGAUGGAAGCAGCCAGGCGUUCCCUGUGCUUUAGACUGGAGCAAGCGAGCCGAUGGCGGAGUCUCUUCUCUUCGACUGCCUCCCUGGCUUUUCCUUAUAGCCCUGUUGCAAGACUCAGCCCUUAUAGCAAUGGCAUUAGUGCUCCCAGCUUCUCUAAAACCUCCAGUAAAGCAAUACUAACACCUGAGAGAACAGGUUAUACUUCCAGGGCUUCACCUCUCAGUCCCCAGUCAUCUAUUGACAGUGAGCUGAGUACUUCGGAAUUGGAAGAUGACUCUAUCUCCAUGGGAUAUAAAUUACAGGACCUCACUGAUGUCCAGAUCAUGGCUCGUCUACAAGAAGAAAGUCUCAGGCAAGAUUAUGCUUCUACGUCUGCAUCUGUGUCAAGGCAUAGCUCCAGUGUGUCAUUGAGUUCAGGGAAAAAAGGGCCCUGUAGUGACCAGGAGUACGACCGGUACAGUCUGGAGGAUGAGGAAGAGUUCGAUCACCUGCCACCCCCUCAGCCUCGCCUUCCCAGAUGCUCCCCUUUCCAAAGAGGCAUUCCCCACUCACAGACUUUCUCCAGCAUCCGGGAUUGUAGGCGCAGCACCAGCUCCCAGUAUUUUCCUUCAAGUAAUUACCAGCAGCAACAGUAUUACUCACCUCAAGCCCAAACUCCAGACCAGCAACCAAAUAGGACCAGUGGAGAUAAGCUCCGAAGAAGUAUGCCUAAUCUUGCCCGGAUGCCAAGUACCACUGCGGUUAGUAGCAGCAUUAGCUCUCCCGUCACCGUGAGGAACAGUCAGAGCUUUGACUCAAGCCUGCACGGGGCAGGAAAUGGGCUUUCAAGAAUACAGUCUUGUAUUCCAUCACCGGGACAGAUUCAACACAGAGUCCACAGUGUGGGGCAUUUCCCAGUGUCUGUGCGGCAACCCCUUAAAGCCACAGCCUAUGUGAGUCCAACUGUGCAAGGCAGCAGCAGCAUGCCAAUCUCCAACGGCUUACAGCUCUAUUCCAACACAGGCAUCCCCACCCCUAACAAAGCGACCACUGCAGCUUCUGGAAUCCUGGGCCGCAGCGCACUUCCAAGACCUUCACUGGCAAUAAACGGGAGUAACCUGCCCCGGAGCAAAAUUGCACAGCCUGUCAGAAGUUUCCUGCAGCCUCCAAAGCCGCUGUCUUCACUCAGCACGCUGAGGGAUGGAAAUUGGAGAGAUGGUUGCUACUGACGCGGUUUUGGGUACCCGUGACGACUGGGAACGAUGUGAAAAAUGAGGGUCAUGUUGCCUGGCUGGCUGGGUAACAGCGGAUGUUGGGAUAUUCUUUCCCUUUCACAUUUUAACGUAUUUACUGGGUUGUUUUUCAAUGGACCAAUCUACCAGAGACUAAUUAUUGCACUUAAAUAUUUGCCUGAGAUACUGCAGCAUUCUCAGAACUGCGGUUGCAGUAUUGUGACAUUUUAGACCUAGGAAGAUUUUUGUAGAACUGCUCUGUACCUGAAUACUUUUUUGAAAGAACUGAGACGUGUCAAUAAUGCUUUGCCAUAUGAGUUUUUUAAGGUAACUUCUUCAUUUUACUGACGUGUUCUAAACACCUUUCCAUUACACGUUCCACAUUUUAAUAUGUUCAUAUUUUAUAAUUAGGUUCUGUAACAUAUGCUUUGAGGUUUACUUUUUUUUAUAGUUUACAGGAAUUUUAUUUUCUUUUGUGCCUAUUUCUUUUUACACCACUGUGUGAACCACUAUGGAACAACUUAAAUUUUGUGCCAUAAAAAUAUUUUUGUGGUAAGGUACUAUUUUUUUAGCUCUAGGGAUAUAUCAGCAAAAAUACACCAUGCAAUUUGAGACAUAAUUUUCUGUUGAAUGAGCACAAUGUAAUCUAAAUCAUUGGAAGGAGACAGCCAGACGGCAGAGUUAAAACAGUCUUGUCUUUUUCAUUGUUAAUUUAUUGUCGUACAUGGGUUUCCUAUUUAUAAUGACAUCACAAGCUCAUUGCAUUUAAUACCUGCAAUGUUUGCUACUCUACCACAAUUGAUUUUCAAUACUUUAUUACAAAGAAUGAAAACUGUAAUGUUUUAUUAACAAUGCUUCUGGAAAUGAAUGCAUUUUAAAGCAAAUAAAUCUUUUUGAUAGACCUUUUACAAAACCCAUUUGCACUAAUGAAUGCUUUCUUAUGGUAUAUGACUUACUGUUUGUUACUGUGUACACUGCUGUUUUGGAAUGUUCAGAAAUAAAGACUCUAUUUCAGCAAUA